AUGAAAGCGAGGAUUCAAUCUGUCGUCGAGAAUGGGAGCAUUCUCUUUCAGCAAAAUAGCAAGAUAACCCAGUUUGGCAAAACGGGUAGGGUCGAAGAAGCCUGUAAAUUGUUCAACGAAAUGACUCAUCGGAACACUGUGACAUUCAACUCGAUGAUAUCUGUCUACGCGAAAAAUAGAAGAGUUAAAGAUGCAUUAAACCUAUUCGAUAAAAUGCCUCGCCGCAAUCUUGUUUCUUGGAACACGAUGAUUGCGGGUUGUUUGCACAAUGACAGAGUCGAAAAGGCACGUCAGCUGUUUGAUCAAAUGCCUCAAAGAGACGUUUUCACCUGGACUCUGAUGAUCACUUGCUAUACUCGGAACGGGGAGCUUGAAAAGGCUAGAAAUUUAUUUAAUUCAAUGCCUGAUAAGACGAACCCAGCUUGUUGGAAUGCUAUGAUUUCAGGCUAUGUAAAUCAUAGAAAACUUAAGGAAGCUAGACAACUGUUCGAUGAAAUGCCUGUGAAAGAUUUAGUCUCUUGGAAUUCAAUGCUUGGAGGUUAUACCCAAAUUGGAGAAAUGAGUAUAGCUUCAAAGUUCUUCGAGGAAAUCCCAGUCAAAGAUGUAGUUUCCUGGAACUUAAUGGUCGAUGGGUUUUCUCAAAUUGGUGAUUUCGAUUCUGCUUGGAGUUUCUUCAAGAGUACCCCGAAUCCAAAUAUCAUUUCUUGGGUCACAAUCUUAUCUGGGCUUGGUAGAAACGGUCAAAUCAUGGAUGCCAGGAAACUGUUCGAUGAAAUGCCAGUUAAGAAUACAGUCUCAUGGAACGCCAUGAUAGCAGCUUACGUCCAAAACUCCCAAAUCCAUGAAGCUUUAACCCUAUUCAACCAAAUGCCAGAAAAAAACGCAGUCUCGUGGACCACCAUGAUCAAUGGAUAUGUACGUAUUGGUAACCUAGACCAAGGCCGCCAACUGCUCGAUCAAAUGCCUUACAAAAACACCGGAGCUCAAACUGCAAUGAUCUCAGGAUUCGCCCAAAACAAUAGAAUCACCGAGGCCCGUGAUAUCUUCAAUCAAGUACACAAUCGAGACACUGUUUGUUGGAACACGAUGAUUGUGGGUUAUGUUCAAAACGGAAUCAUGGAGGAAGCACUCGAUCUUUUCAAAAAGAUGGUGAAAAAAGACGUGGUUUCUUGGAACACCAUGAUCGCAGGUUAUGGUCAAGUUAAUCAAAUGGAUAAAGCCCUUGCGUUCUUCAACAAAACAGAACAAAAGAACAUAGUCACUUGGAAUUCCUUAAUUUCGGGUUUUACCCAUAACGGGUUUUACAUUGAUGCAUUCAAGUAUUUUGGAUUAAUGUUACAAAAUGGUUAUAAACCAGAUGAAUCUACAUAUGCUUCAACUUUAAGCUCAUCCGCAAAUUUAGCAUCUUUACAAUUGGGGACACAAGUUCAUCAGAUAGUUUUGAAGACAGGUUAUGAAGAAGACAUAUAUGUGACAAACUCUUUGAUUACUAUGUACGCAAAAUGUGGUCACAUGUCAAGGGCAAAACGGGUAUUUUGUUAUACCACACGGACAGAUGUCGUCUCGUGGAAUUCUUUAAUCGAUGGGUAUGCUUUGAAUGGAUAUGGGAAAGAGGCAGUGAAGGUAAUGGAGGCUAUGGAGGUCGCCGGAGUUAUCCCGGAUGAGGUCACGUUCAUUGGUGUUUUAUCUGCGUGUGGCCAUGGUGGUUUGGUGGAUGAAGGGUUUAGGGUUUUUGAAUCGAUGGUUAAAAAAUACUCGAUUGAUCCAUUGCCGGAGCAUUAUGGUUGUAUGGUGGACUUGCUUGGAAGAGCAGGGAGGCCGGAAACCGCCUUACGGAUGGUGGAGGAGAUGAAAAUGGGUGGUAACGCGGGGGUGUGGGGUGCUUUGCUUGAUGGUUGUCGUGUGGGGGGUGAUUUUAAGGUGGCCGAAGUUAUGGCGGAGAAGCUGGCGGAGAUUGAACCGGAGAAGGCUUCGGGUUCUGUGAUGUUGUCGAAUGUGAAUGCGGCGGCAGGGCGGUGGGAGGUGGUGGAGAGAGUGAGGGAGAAGUUGAAAGAGAGAAGAGGAUUGAAGCAACCGGGGUGUAGUUGGAUUGAGGUUAGAAAUCAAGUUCAUGUCUUUGUGUCUGGUGAGGGGUUGAAGGGAGAAAAUAGUAAUUUUGGUGGUGACUUGAAGGCACUAUUGGCUCAUGUUAAUGACACAAAUGAAACUUUUUUUGAUGCUACAUAA
This is a messenger RNA of Lactuca saligna, 2226 nucleotides long. Lineage: Eukaryota; Viridiplantae; Streptophyta; Magnoliopsida; Asterales; Asteraceae. The record is from the annotation of a GenBank genome assembly.